Messenger RNA from Cucurbita pepo subsp. pepo (vegetable marrow), 835 nucleotides. RefSeq names its product outer envelope pore protein 21, chloroplastic-like. NCBI's taxonomy places the organism in Eukaryota, Viridiplantae, Streptophyta, Magnoliopsida, Cucurbitales, Cucurbitaceae. The record is from RefSeq and is a predicted model, not a curated record. Gene Ontology annotation, molecular function: voltage-gated monoatomic anion channel activity. Gene Ontology annotation, biological process: regulation of monoatomic anion transport.
CCUCCAACGCAGAUAAGAUUUUGUGCUGAAAAGGCUUGGAAGGAAACUCGCAUGGCAGCUUGGGGUUUAUAAGUUCUAGGGUUUAUACGGCGGUUCCAUCUCCUCCUUCGUUUUCAAUUCUACUUUCCGCACCGAUGGACACUUCUCUCAGAUAUGCCGGAGACUCCAGAGCCCUAAGAAUCCACGCCAAGGAGAAGAUUCCUCUCAACUCCAACACUUUCUUGGAGGUUCGUGGUGAGCUAGAUACAAGAAUUGGUGAACCGAGUCUACUCGCUGCUUCCGUGAGAAAAUUUUACCCCGAUUUGUUCUCAAGCGUCGGUUUCGGGGUGAAAUAUGACAAAUAUAAGAAACUCCAUUAUCUUGCUCGUGGGAAAAUGUCUCUUCCUGUGGCAAACGAUGGUUUGUUGAAAUUUACUAUUAAAGGGCAAUCUCAUCUUGAAAGUAAUUUUAAGCAGCACAAAGGAGCUGCUGAAUUUUCUUUGGGUGUAUUAAAUUUUCUAAGAGAGCAAGAUUCUUCGGGUGCAUUAGAUUUUGAAAGGGUGCAAGAUAUAAGAGUCAAAGUAGGAUAUGAAGUGUUCGAAAAGACACCAUACAUUCAGAUCAGGGAAAAUAAUUGGACACUGAAUGCAGACCUCAAGGGUAGAUGGAAUGUCAGAUUCGACCUGUGAGAAGCUUUGGUUGAACUUCCUUCACAAAUACAGUUUCAGCUGCUGAAUUCCUCUCUGAGAUAUGUACUUAACCAUCAAAUCUAUUGUUUUUAUUCUAAUUUGCAUUGUCUCAACAAUAUUCUGAAGAAUUUUAGUGUAUUUAUCAUUCCAUUUUAGAAAAUUUUGAU